AUGGCUGCUCUUCUUAUCGCCCUUGUCGUCCUUCUUAUCAUCGCUCUUCUUUGCAUCGUCGCCCUCUACUUCAUGCGCUGGAGAAAGCGUUCUAUCCACGCCGACUCUCUUUCUUUUGAUGACGAGGAGAAGUCGUCAGCAUCACCUGCGUCGCGUCAACACCGUGUCACAGUCCGCCCUCACGAAUCCAUCAUCGUCUACCAGGAGAAGCAAAGCCUGAUCGACAACUCUGAAGCUCCGCCAUCGACCAAUUCGGUGCCAGAAAUUCGCAUCCAUUUCCCUGAGGAGGUCGACAACUCUGGCAAGCGCCAGUCUGGCAGAGUCGUUGUUGUGCGGGUUGGUGACCACAGCAUUGGUCUCGAGCCCGUUUCUGAAAACCUUCCUCCUUACCAGAAGAGCGAGUCGGAUCGUUUCCAAUCCCUUGAUCUGGAGAGGAUAGGUGGUCUCAAGGAGAAGAGCGUCGGGGCUCGCUACCAAUAG
Aureobasidium subglaciale EXF-2481 is the source of this 480-nucleotide messenger RNA. RefSeq lists its product as uncharacterized. The record is from RefSeq and is a predicted model, not a curated record. NCBI's taxonomy places the organism in Eukaryota, Fungi, Ascomycota, Dothideomycetes, Dothideales, Saccotheciaceae. Bases 1 to 480 code for a protein of 159 amino acids. The transcript has a single exon.